Molecule: messenger RNA, 4170 nt
Organism: Paramormyrops kingsleyae
Lineage: Eukaryota; Metazoa; Chordata; Actinopteri; Osteoglossiformes; Mormyridae
Biological process (GO): positive regulation of translation; positive regulation of cell size
Source: RefSeq, a predicted model, not a curated record
GUGAGUGCUGAUCCAGAACAGGCGUAAUCAGAGCCGGGCCUCGGGCUCACGUAGAGACGUGGCAUCUCCAGAGAGAUGAAAAAGCCGCCGUCUUGACAGAAGGUAGACCUGGAGUUUUCUUCAUUGCGAGAGUGACUUGGAGAGAGAACGGCAAUGAGUAGGAGUGGGAGGAAGGAGCGAAAGACGGCAGACAGCAGCGCGCCAAAGCUGGGAGAGAGAGAGGGAGCGACAGGAAGCGUGCAAGAGCAAUUUGGGCAGAAAAGCAGGGCGAGGGAGAGGAAGGCGGAGGUCUCACUGCAGGAGAGAGGGCAGCAGGGUGAAGAAGUGAGAGAGGCAGAGAAAACAAGAACAGGAACAGACUGGGAGAGGAAACUGGAGUCGGGGAGGGGGGGCGGAGGGGUUAAAGAAGCAGAAGAAAGUUUGAGUGAGGAACAGAUGACAAAAGCGUGAAUGGAGAGAGGGGCAGAACUUUAAGGAGUCGUCCUCUGUAGUGACUGAACUGAAUCCAACAUGUUCUCAGGCACCAAGGAGCUGGGGCAGCAGACAGAGUACUGGUCCCAUAAUGCACUGAGGCUCCACAAGGAGACGGCGUAUGCGGGGCUGGGCAGCCAGACGGAAGACGACUCACCCCGGCUGGAUGGCGGGAAUGAAAUGAGCCUCACACACCCGGAGGAAGUGCGGCGUGUUCUGGGAUGGAAAUGGACCAGAACCGACUAUGAGGCACUGGAUCGUCAGAGGCGGUUCCCUUUGUCCACGGAGAGGCAGUGUGCUCCGCCGGUCUGCAGUGGCCGGGGCUCGCUGAAGGAGCCCAACUUCAGAAGCUGGACCCAUUCUACAGAAGCUGGCCUGAGGUGCAGUACGUCAGUGAAGGAAAGCUGCAGACAAUGUGAGUGUGCAAGGCAACAAAACACGGCAGCACUGCACCCCUUCAGAAGGAAGUUUGUGCUGCCCCCAACAGCACUGUUUGUGGGUCAAGGACACUGCAGAGAGCCCACAUAUGUAGCUGAGAAACAGGUUUGGGGUGAUACAAGAGCAGAGUGUAAAAGGGACGUUUUUGAAGCUCAGCCUGCAUUUGAAGCAACUGACUUCUCACAUAGAUGUCGAGGUUCAGACUCGGCCUUUUCUCAUGGCCAAGAACAGGCAGAAAAUCCUCAUGGCUUGGGAGGUGUGACUGGACCAAAAACGCAGCAGGAGAAGGUCUCGAGUAAGGAACCCAAACUGGGCCGGGCUCUCAUCUGCUCGACCAAAGUCUGCCAGAGGCACCUGGGUCACACGGGUCUGCACAGCCUGUGUCUGUCAGAUAACGGCACCAAGUUUGUUCAGAGCAAAUCUGCCGGUGACACACAGAUCCAGGGGGGAGCACUUUGGACUAUGGGCCAGGCGUCAGUCCGCGACCGAAUCCGACAGGUGGUGUCAGACCUGGAGGGGGUUCUGGGAGGCUUGAAACAAGUUCAUCUUGAGAUGAAGGAGGUGGUGCAACAGAUUGAGCUUCUGACCUCCAACAUUGACCUUAAGGAAGAGGAGCCCAGCAGCACCAGCUCCAGCAACGUCACAGUGUCCAGUCAGAAGAAAGUCAUUAAUCUGGAACUGAAGACAAGCCCUGCCCCGGUCUCUCUUACAGACACUAUUCAUACAACCCCUCCCGCAAUCAAUCCAGCCGUCAUCAUAAAUCAAGCAGUACUGCCAUCGCCGUCCAAAGCUCCUCCCAAACAUAUGUCUGGUGUCUCUCUUGAAGAGGACCCUCAACUGGUGACCCCACACAGAGACAAAAAACAUGAGCACUGGGGAGAUGGACUGGGACCAGUGUUUCCUCUGCCCAUGUCACAGAGUCAGCAGGAGGGGGGCAGACUUGUGCUUCCUAGGACUGUGUCUGUGAAGCAGAGGCCUCCAGCCUACCCGCACAACGGAACGCCCGGAGGAAAGAGUGCAGAGACCCAUCCACCAGGAGUCCCCCCACAUCUGGUUAAACAUAGGCAGCUUUCUACCACUGUCUGAGUGGCCAGCAGUCAGAAGCCAGGCCACAGAGCCCCUGAGCAGACUGUCACAGAGGCCUUAUCUACCGGAGGAGCAGCCAGUGAGUCUUAGCUGACAGGCAGCAUAAUGUGAGUAUCGGUACACAGCCCUGCUCUGUGUGCCUCUAACACGGCCUAUUAGCCAGACCGUUCAGAGGCCUGCUUCUUAGCCUCUAACACGGCCUAUUAGCCAGACCGUUCAGAGGCCUGCUUCUUAGCCUCUAACACGGCCUAUUAGCCAGACCGUUCAGAGGCCUGCUUCUUAGCCUCUAACACGGCCUAGUCGCUUACCAUUAGCCGGACCGCACAGAGGCCUGCUUCUUAGCCUCUAACACGGCCUAUUCGCUUACCAUUAGCCAGAUUGCCUGCUAGUACGGAAAUGAGAACAGCGCCAUAGCGUUGCCUCACCUGCCUCCGCAUCACUGCUCUGAUUAAUGAAAGCCUUCAAUGGAGCCCCAGCAGUGACUCGCCCUCAAUGCCGACUACCUCCCUCACCUCCUGGGCACUCGCUAGCCACUCUGUUUAAGUGUCUGCACAUCAUAUGGCGCAAUUCCAUAUGGGCACUAAAUGGUACCACAGGUUACAUAUAUGCCGUAUCGAUUACAAUUAAAAUAUUAACAGUAAUAUUUCUUUUUCUUUUAUGAAAUGAAACAACACCUGUGACAAAACAGGUGCGUGGCUAAUUAAAUAAUAACUAAAUAAUAACUAAAUAGUAACUAAAUAGUAACUAAAUAACUGAAACUGUAGCUUCUUGUCUGUCCAGGAAGAAGAAAAUAAAAAGUGGAAGAAUACACCAGAGGAACAAAUUUGUCUUCCAGUAAAAGCAAAUCAGAAAUGAGUCAUUAAUAGAUAAAUCUGCAAAGGAAGAUGUGAGUGAAGUUAGCAAAUGUUCCGCAGACAUGCUGAAGAAAGGGGUCUGUGGCAGAUGAUUGUACUCUAAAGCUUAUGGAUUUUAUGCAAGUUGUUUUGGUCCAUGAACUGAAAAUGCUGUGAAAGCGGUUUCCUAAGAGGAGCUUGCAGGUUUUUAUACAUUAUAUAACACCAUUAUAUGGGAAAAAAAAAUAUUCCAAGUUAUGAAUUACACUUGAAAAUGAAGGAUAUUUAUGUCCCUGUGAGUAUGAUAUACCACCAAUAAACACCACCAAAGUACAUUGGGACUUUUUUUUUUUAUUAAAAAAGUUUCAUACUUAGAAGCUACUUGAAAAUUAAGAUUUAGAGGAAUCAAAUGCUCCAAAGAUUAUGCUGAAAGGAAGAAGCAAGCACUUUGGUGGGGGGAGACCCACAGAGCUCUCGAUUUCGACUACCUCUUCUCACUCAAGGUCCUCUUACUUUAAAUGUCAGCGCCGAGCACGACAGCCAGCUCUCUGUAUGCUUAGAAUGGUACCACGGCUUUCAUAUACAUCCCACAAUGAUCUUGGGUUGAAUGCAUGUUAGCAUAAUAUUUACGUUACGGACUUCGCCGCUCAGAAUGACGAAACAGGUGUGGACCUGACCGCGCCGAAACGCCUCAGGUGUGGGCCUGACCGGCCCGGAACGCCUCAGGUGUGGGCCUGACCGGCCCGGAACGCCUCAGGUGUGGGCCUGACCGGCCCAGAACGCCGGCUUUGUCUUUUUCUGCAUUGUUGGCUGUUUGUUUCCUAAAACUGUGCCCGGAAUAACCUGGGAAGCAACACGGCUUGCAAAUAAUAGCUGCUGAAUGGCAAGGCUGGUCGUCCAGAUGCUCCGUGGUGAAAUAUGGCUGGUGGAAAAGGUGGAGAGAAAGGAGGGUUUGAACGUGUCCCGAGGAGCCUGUGGCCUCAGCAUAAAGACCUGCUGUGCUGGAGGCAGCUGGCUGUGUCUGUGAACAUUUAUUUCUAAAUAAUCCCAGGAAGUGCAAUAAUAUUUUUCUUCCCACACAGAAGAUUCAGUGAUUAGCUGGACCUAAAAACAUAAGCUUAUAAAAACAUUUCAGGGAGUGUAACUAAAAGCAGUACAUUACUUUGGUUAGUUUUGCUUCAAACAGCCAUACAAAUAUGUAUUUUUAAUACUGUCAUAUCUUUGCUGAGGAAUUUUCAUUAGCAUUUUAAUUAAAAUUUUACAAGUAAAAGAAAAUGGAUAAGUCACAUACUGAAAAAAUGUUCAGCAUGAAAGACUGAUAUUAUUAAAGGAAUUUAUCGCA